GUAUUAUCCGGAUUGGUAGAAGUUAAAUAAUGUUCCCUCCCAAACGAAGGCAAGGCAACACCAACCAAAAAGAGAAAAAAUGAUAAUAGAUGGCAAAGAUUCCAAAACCAAGAGACAAUCAAAGUCUCGGCCAUCCUCUCCACGUCGUUCACGCUCAUCAAAGCUUACGCCGGCCUCAGCCUCUUUGGUCGACGGUGAACUGUCCGUGACUGAGCAAGAACAGAGCUCCGCAGUUACCAGUCUCUUUGAAGGUCUCCAAAUUUCACAAGAUUCAAACUCUAAUCCCCGGAGCUUUCCUUACAGCGUCAAGCAACAAUGCUGGGAAAAGGCCGAGAAGGUCAAGGGACGAGACCCAGAUCGCUGGCGCCGCGACGCUGUUGGUAACAUUGUUUUCAGGAAGCUCGUCGGUUGUCCCGGAUGCUUGUGCCAUGACUACGACCAUAUCAUCCCUUACUCCAAGGGAGGAAAAAGCACUUUAGAAAACUGUCAGGUUUUACAGGCAACUGUUAAUCGAUCAAAGGGAAAUCGGACUGAGUUGUCUAGAGCUGAUCUUAUUCAGAAAAGUUCUUAUUGUCGGGUUUCAGGUCGGGACAUGGAUCUAAUUGAACUUUCAGCAUAUGGCAAUGUUCAUCAUGCGGAGGAUUCAGGUGGGUGCAGAAUUCAAUAAUAUUAAUAUCUGCCAUAGGAACUUGUCAUAUUGUUUAUUCAAGGAUAAUAUUUAUAUAGUUGUAGUAUUGGAAUGAUGAUUAAGGUAAAGAAAAUUUUCAUAGUAUUAUGUAAUAAUAUAACUCUAAUCAGAGUAUUUUGAAGGGUAAGCUUCACCCAUAAUACCAAA
Molecule: messenger RNA, 835 nt
Organism: Gossypium arboreum
Lineage: Eukaryota; Viridiplantae; Streptophyta; Magnoliopsida; Malvales; Malvaceae
Exons: 4
Coding region: 80-667 (195 amino acids)
Molecular function (GO): zinc ion binding; nucleic acid binding; endonuclease activity
Source: RefSeq, a predicted model, not a curated record